Acanthamoeba castellanii str. Neff is the source of this 1509-nucleotide messenger RNA. RefSeq names its product peptidase M16 family protein. Gene Ontology annotation, molecular function: metal ion binding. Bases 1 to 1509 code for a protein of 502 amino acids. The record is from RefSeq and is a predicted model, not a curated record. Lineage: Eukaryota; Discosea; Longamoebia; Acanthamoebidae. The transcript is spliced from 3 exons. Gene Ontology annotation, cellular component: mitochondrion.
AUGAAGCCGCAGCACGCUGCCCGUUUGUCCCUCGCUAAGGGAGUGACCCGCGCCUCGUCGCCCUCCGCUUCCGUCCUCGGAUCGAAGAGCUACUCGUCGUGGACCGCCACUUCCAGCUUGAAGCAGGCCCAUAGCUCUGUGCCCCAGACCUGGGAGGCCACUCCUCAGACCCUCGACAAUGUUCAGACCACCACGCUCGACAGCGGUCUGAAGGUCACCACCGUCAGCUCUGAGCUGCCGCUCGCCGCCGUGGGCCUGCACGUCAAGGCCGGCGCCCGCUUCGAGACCGGUGAGUCUCGCGGUGCCGCUCACUUCCUCAGGCACCUUGCCUUCUCGCGCACGAGCAGCAGGAGCCCGCUUACCGUCACCAGGGAGAUGGAGGUGGCCACUGCGGCUUUCGAUGUUUCCGCGAGUCGCGAGAACAUCUCGUACUCGGGCCAGCUGAUGCCCGAUUACCUCGAGGAUUACGUGUGGAUGCUCCGCGACCUCAUGCACCCGCUCGCGUGGGAGUACAUUGUGAGGGACGCCGCUCCUCAGGUCGCCGCCGAGGUGCACGAGGCCGAGACCAACCCCGCCACCGCUCUCGUGGAGGCCAUCCACCGUGAGGCCUACAGGGAUGAGGGUCUGGGUAACUCCAUCUACUGCCCCAACUACAGAGUGGGCGCCGUCACCAGGGAGGCCAUCAUCAGGUACCACCACGAGCGGUACCAGGCCUCCAACGUCGCCCUUGUCGGCUACGGCAUCAAGCACGAGCAGCUCGUUGCCCAAGCCAACAAGUACUUCCCCGCCGACGCCUUCGCCGAGGACAAGGCCCCGUGGACCACCCUCGAGGCUGCCGACCGCAAGCCCGGCGCCGUCUACACCGCCGCCUCGUCCUACACCGGUGGCGAGCUCCGCCUCCCCGGUCCCGGCAACUCCCGCGUCGCGCUCGCCUUCGAGGGCGCCAGCCUGGCCGACCCCGACGUGUUCGCCGUGCGCACCCUGAGCUCGCUCCUCGGCGGCGCUGCCCGCUUCACCCGCGAUGGUCCCGGCGUCGGCCUGCGCUCUCGCCUCGCCCGCAACGUGCUCGCCAAGGGCGACUACGUGCUCGCCUCCUCCGCCCUCAACGCCUCCUACAGCGACUCUGGUCUCUUCGGCGUCUUUGUGGAGGCCCUCCCCGGCCACGGCGCCGAUGCCGCCCGCCUGCUCAGCGCCGAACUCAACAGCCUCGCCGGCAGCUUCUCCGUCGACGACGCCGAGCUCACCAGGGCCAAGAACCAGGCCAAGGCCUCCUUCUUCCGCGAGGUCGAGUCCCGCACCGGCCUCGUCGACUACCUCGCCCGCCACACCCUCGCCGGCACCGCGCCCCUCGCCCCGGCCCAGUACGCCGCCCGCUUCGACGCCGUCACUCGCGACGACCUGGCCCGCGUGGCCCGCCGCGUCUUCUCCUCUCCUCUCACCCUCGUCUCCACCGGCGACAUCCACGGCGUGCCCACCAAGGAGGAGCUCCGCCCCAAGCUCAAAGCCUAA